AUGGUUGACGUUGUGCUAUAUACGGACGAGCAGCCAGAGAAGCAAUCGGCUGCACGAUUCUGCUCAAAGAGGAGGAUAUCAACAGGAAGUUGCGGUGAGAGUCCGGCGAAAAUUGUACGACAUCUACGCGAUCAGUUGGAAUGUACAAAUAUUUUCAGGAAGAUUCAGAUCUUGGAAGGUGAGGGCAUUUUUCGAAGUGUUCUAAACACGGGGUUAUUUACAACAGGGCAAUUUUCGGCAAUUUUUUCUAUGGGUAGAUAG
Molecule: messenger RNA, 261 nt
Organism: Cooperia oncophora
Lineage: Eukaryota; Metazoa; Nematoda; Chromadorea; Rhabditida; Trichostrongylidae
Source: the annotation of a GenBank genome assembly